AUGUCGCGCCACUCGGUCGAGUACACGCCGACGUACCAGCGCUUCGUGCUCAAGCAAAAGUCGUACGCGCAGCAGUUCUCGCACAUUUACGUGAGUCGGUUGCAGCAGCUCCGCGACGUCUUGGCCGCCCGAGUCCAGGAACGAACUCACGGCCGUGUCCCCGUGCUGGCCAAAGUGAUUGACCUCAAAGCGGAUGGUCACGAGUGCGUGUUGAUUGGCACGCUGCUCAAGGUCCUGGAGGCCAAGCCCGACCUUUUUGACGCGCUUAUUAGUGAAUCUGGCGUCACGCCGAUCGAGCGGGUUCCAUAUUCUCUGGCGACAAAAGAUGACGAGCUCUUAUUGGAGGACGAGAGUGGACGUGUGCAACUUGUGGGGGACGUAGACGUGGCGACGUUCGUCACGGGUGUCGUCCUUGCCGUGCGGGGUCGUGUGCCACGAGACGGGACAGGUGGUCAGUUCUAUGUUGACGAAGUGUACGUGCCGUCUAUGCCGCCUCAAGACUCUCUCCCGGAGCGACAGGGGAGCGAGUAUGUGGCGCUAGUCUCGGGUCUGGGCAUCGGUCGUCACGCCGAUCACCAACCGCUUCGAACUCAUGUGCUUGUGGACUAUUUGGCUGGACGAUUGGGCGACGCGAAGGAAAAAGAGUUUGUGUCGAAAAUUGUACGCACGAUUGUGGUGGGGAACGUUCUUGAAGCUGUGAACCAAGACGAUGUUUACGUGCCAACGAUCACACGAAAGACAGCUGAGCAGUUGACUGUCGAAGGAGAACCACUGAAAAAUGCGGACGCCAUCGUGUCGACAUUAGCAGCUGCCAUGUGUGUGGACUUGAUGCCCGGGCCGUCGGAUCCGAGCAACUACACGCUGCCGCAACAAAGUUUCCACCCGUGUUUAUUCCCUCGUAGCUCUCGUUUCCACUCAUUUCGAUGUGUCACGAACCCAUACGAGGCACAGAUUGGGAGCGUGCACUUUUUUGGAGACGCAGGGCAGCCACUGCGUAGUAUCUUGCAGUGUACAUUGCCGGAUAGUGAUUUUCCAGUUAUGACAAUGGAUACAGAAGAGCUAGAGCACGAGCGCGCGUUGGAUUACUUGCAACGUUGUGUCGAGUGGAGACAUGUUGCCCCUACGGCGCCAGAUAUCCUGGCGUGCUUUCCCAUAGCGAACGAGGACCCCUUUGUUCUUGAAACUUGUCCACAUGUGUACUUUUCCGGCAAUCAGCCACGCUUUAGUACACGUUUUGUCAAAGGUGAAAAAGGCCAAGUGGUGCGCCUAGUUACCGUGCCUUCGUUCUGCGAAACGUCUACCAUUGUGCUGGUUGACCUCAAGGACCUGUCAUGCUUUCCCAUUACGAUCGGGACAUGA
Molecule: messenger RNA, 1359 nt
Organism: Peronospora matthiolae
Lineage: Eukaryota; Oomycota; Peronosporomycetes; Peronosporales; Peronosporaceae
Source: the annotation of a GenBank genome assembly